Centropristis striata (black sea bass) is the source of this 2765-nucleotide messenger RNA. RefSeq names its product lysophosphatidic acid receptor 6a (gene lpar6a). Gene Ontology annotation, biological process: positive regulation of Rho protein signal transduction; phospholipase C-activating G protein-coupled receptor signaling pathway. Gene Ontology annotation, molecular function: lysophosphatidic acid receptor activity. The record is from RefSeq and is a predicted model, not a curated record. The coding region runs from base 867 to 1964 and encodes 365 amino acids. NCBI's taxonomy places the organism in Eukaryota, Metazoa, Chordata, Actinopteri, Perciformes, Serranidae. The transcript has a single exon. Gene Ontology annotation, cellular component: membrane.
GUGCGUGCAGAGCAGAAGCCCUGAGACUGUCAGAGGGACAGACAAAGUCGCAAGAGAGAGAGAGAGAGAGAGAAGUAGACACUGGGUGACUCAGUCAGUUAGGAAGAGAAAGAAUAAGAAAGAAGGGGGGACAGGAAACAGUCCCCGAGGACAAACUGUGAUGCACUCACAUUGUGACACACAGACGGCUGAGAGCAGGGGAGCUCCACUCAAGCUCCAGUGCUCCUGUGAAUAAGCUUGGCUGUUUGUGGUGAGGACCUUAAAAAGCUAUAAUGACAACUUUGCUGCUUUGGAGCUGAAAAGGACAAAAACACAGGACUGAGUUUUGACAAAGAGGCAGGAUUUUGCCAUGAGGACAUCUCUCUAACGGACCUGGAUGUAGAUAUGUCAUCAUUUCUUUUUGUGGACUCAGCAGCUCGUGGUAACUGAGGACUUCUUGAGUGGAAAGGAGACACGUGUGUGACUGAUUAAUCUGAGUAAGUAAAGCUCAGCCUGCAACUUGUGGGGUGCUGCCUGGUGGAGACAGGGCAGGGGGAGGGGAGGACGCUCCAGCCUGAAUCUCUGUCCUCUGGGAGGGGUCUUUUCAAUAUGAGGUAACCCACAAGAUAACUACAUCAAGACAGGGAAGGAAUCAUGUUAACCAUGUGCAGCAGUCUUCUAUACCAUGGACAGUUGUGUUGGAAAGAAACCUCUGUACCAAUGGCGUGAAUUAUCAGACUACAGAGUGUGUUUCGAUGUAUCCUGGUUUCAGACUGGUCUGUGCUUUACUCUCCAUUCAUGGUGAAUUCAUUGUGUAGGGCAACCCUUUCAUUAUAUAGCUAUUACAUAACAGACACCCCCCAUCCCUCCACUCUUUGUCUCUCAGAAUGUACAACAAUACCCUACCCACUACCCAGCUAUUGGCUGAAAAUAACUCAAUAAACAACUCUACCUGCGACAAGAACGAUGGGUUCAAAUACCCGUUGUACAGUACCGUCUUCAGCAUUGUGUUCGUGGUGGGACUGGUCACCAAUGUUGUGGCCAUUUACAUAUUCACCUGCUCUCUGAAGCUGAGGAACGAGACCACGACCUACAUGAUGAACUUGGUAGUGUCGGACCUGCUGUUUGUCUUCACGCUGCCUCUGAGGGUCUUCUACUUCAUCAACCAGAGCUGGCCUUUUGGACCCGUGCUCUGCAAGGUCUCUGUCUCACUGUUCUACACCAACAUGUAUGGCAGCAUACUCUUUCUCACCUGCAUCAGCGUGGAUCGCUUUCUAGCCAUUGUGCACCCUUUUCGCUCAAGGACGCUUAGGACCAAGCGCAAUGCUAAGAUAGUGUGCAUUGCUGUGUGGGUGUUGGUGCUGUCAGGGAGUCUCCCCACAGGGUUCCUGCUGGAGACCACCUCAACUGACAAGAGCAAGAUCAAUAACACCUUCUGUUUUGAGAACUUCUCCUCCAAGCAAUGGAAAUCUCACCUGUCCAAGGUGGUAAUCUUCAUAGAGACAGUGGGCUUCAUCAUUCCGCUUCUACUCAACGUAUGUUGCUCCAUCAUGGUGCUGCAGACCCUGCGUCGCCCCCAAACUGUCAGUCGUGGAGGGAAGCUGAACAAAACAAAAAUCCUGCGCAUGAUAAUUGUGCAUCUCUUAAUUUUUUGUUUUUGCUUCAUUCCCUACAAUGUAAACUUGGUAUUUUAUGCUCUGGUCCGCACCAAAACUUUGAAGGGAUGCUUUGUGGAGUCUGUGGUCCGAACCAUCUACCCAAUAGCCCUCUGCAUCGCAGUGUCCAACUGCUGUUUUGAUCCCAUUGUUUACUAUUUCACUUCUGAGACUAUCCAAAACUCCAUCAAGAGGAAGUCUCAGGGGAACCGUUCGUUUGGUGACGUCAAGUUCUCAGAGGCCCUGCAGUCAGAAACUCCCAGCUCCAACCUGCAGUGCAGCCUGAGGAAUCUCAAAGCAAAAGUCUUCCACAAUGAGUCUUCAGUGUGAUGGUGGGGUUGCUAUGCUAAAAGUGUUGAAAUCCAUCCGGCCACAGAAAAACACUUGUUGAGACAAUGGGAAUUGAUUUUUUUUGGAGUGCGUUAUGAAGCACCUGCCAGAGAGGUAUUACCUGACUUCAGUCUUAAUCUCAGGUCAAAUGUUUGGACUUGUCGUUGACAGCUCAGCUCUGCAGUAUUACUGCUACAUGACCCUUCGUUCACAUCUGUGGAUUCCUCAUUACUACUUACUAAUUUCCUUUUCCUGUGGAAUAUAUGUAAUUGUGUUAAGCACAGUUACGCUGCAUGUGUUCUAGAGGGCAAUGUGAUCACUGAGCAGCAGGACAGUUAUGAUAUUGAAUGCAACAUGUGCCUGUAUAUUUGUACAUUUCCGUGGUAUAUUGUGGUGCUGACUUUAGAAUAGUAUGUAUUAAGUUAACAUAAAGUUAUAUCAAGCUAUAGAUUGUACAGGGCUUUUUAUAAAUUGUGAAUUACAAAUAGGUCACAUGAGUGCCUUUUUGGUCCUGGCACCAUUUCAUUGUAGCCUUUUUGUCUUUAUUGACCAUUAAAUGCACUGACACAGAAUUCCACUUACUGCACUCAUGCCACAGUAAUGAAUAAAAGUCAUGAACUGUUUAAAACAAAUGACCUGAAAUGUUUUGUCAUUUAAAUGAAGAAAGUGCUAUCUUUAGAGGAAGCAAUAUGAAUGAUUUUAAAUAUUGAACCUGAACAUAACAUAAUGGACCAAAACUCAAAAAUUACAAUAGACUUUCAGUCACAGGAAGAUUGUCAAACUUCACUCUACAGCAAACAG